AAUGACUAACUGACCGUAUAACCUGUUUAUUUUCUAAUUGGCUGCAAAUCUUCGCGUUUCUUCAACUGAUAACUCUUCCUUUGUUUCUGGCCACCCAAACUAACUUCAAUCUCGUCUCAUCACGUAGCCUCAUCUUCAAUCCCCUAGCUAUGGGUCUUGCUUAAUACAUCCAGACGCAAUUUCUAAGUACAUCCCAUCCACGAGCAUAGACUUUAUAACCCUCCAAGAAGUACGAAUAGUGUACAUUCUAUCUAAAGUAUACACAAGCAAAUGACUGGAAGCACCAUCAAUUGCAUAGCAGUUAUGUGGCCGACACCAGAGUCAACCUCUGACGCAUCUGAGUUGCUUGAAGAUGUUGAUUCUGUGGAUGUUGAUUCUGUGGAUGUCGACUCUGUGGAUGUCGACUCUGAAUAUGUCGAUUCUGUGGAUGUCGACUCUGAUGAUGUCGACGACCAAAUGUCUGUGGAUACUGAACUAGAAGCAUCCUCAUGGUUAUUACCAUGGUGCCCGGCCAAGGCCCCAGCACCGAGACCAGAUCGGAAACCGCCUCUUCUUCUCCCCGAGGAACGAAAACGCUCAGUCACAGAAUUGUUCAAAGUUUGGUUGAAGUCGAGGAUAGCACCAUUGGCAAUAGCGAAAUAUAAAAAGUAGGCAGGUUUCAUACACGUAAAGAGGCUUGACCCAGGACUCCUUAUCGUUCUUAUACUGCUUUCAAGGGGGCUGAAGGUGUGUUGACGUGACUAUUCAAGUGUCACGGUUGAGAUCAUCAACGCU
Yamadazyma tenuis ATCC 10573 is the source of this 774-nucleotide messenger RNA. The record is from RefSeq and is a predicted model, not a curated record. NCBI's taxonomy places the organism in Eukaryota, Fungi, Ascomycota, Pichiomycetes, Serinales, Debaryomycetaceae.